Messenger RNA from Nematolebias whitei (Rio pearlfish), 449 nucleotides. RefSeq names its product chromosome 21 C5orf63 homolog (gene c21h5orf63). The transcript has 4 exons. The record is from RefSeq and is a predicted model, not a curated record. The coding region runs from base 126 to 449 and encodes 107 amino acids. Lineage: Eukaryota; Metazoa; Chordata; Actinopteri; Cyprinodontiformes; Rivulidae.
GCAGCAGAAGAAAAGCUUUUGGCUUUUUUCGUGUCUGUUCAGAUAUUCUCGGACGCGGAGUCAAACUGCGGGAUUGAAGAGGGAUUAUUUUUCAGUGACAUAACUUCGCGGCGGGCCUCGACAAAAUGUUUGCGCUCCGGACGUCGUGUCGACGCUCGCCUCUGCAGUUUCUCAGGCUGUUUUCGACCCAAACGUUACCCACCCUCACUCUGUUCACCAAGGAUCCAUGUCCUCUGUGUGACGAAGCUAAAGAAGAGCUGCAGCCGCUCAGACACAGGUUUGUCCUGCAGCUUGUGGACAUAAGUCUACCUGAGAACAGGCACUGGUUCGACAGGUACAGGUGGGACAUACCCGUGUUCCACCUGAACGGGCAGUUUGUGAUGAAGCAUAAAGUGGACGUCGCCCAGUUGGACAAGCUGCUGCAGGACGUUGAGAAACAACAGAUGUGA